AUGCAUGCGAGGCGAAGAGGACCGAAUUUUACGUAUGUCAGUGGAUGUGUAAAAUACAUGAUUUUUGUAUUAAACUUUAUAUUUUGGCUUUUAGGAGGUUUAGUAGUUUCUGUUGGACUCUAUGCAUUUAUAGAUAAGUGGCAGGCAACUGGACUCAUAAAGUUGGACACUCUAUAUGACUUAAUAUUAAAUAUUAGUCUCUUGAUUGCGUUGAUGGGAGGUGUGGUGUUUAUUGUCAGUUUUGCUGGCUGCAUUGGAGCUUUGAGAGAAAAUACCUGCUUGCUAAAGUUUUACUCCCUUUGCCUACUGAUACUAUUCCUAGUGGAAAUGGGAGGGGCAGUGUGUGGCUUUGUGUUUCCAAGAUCCCUUCAUGGCUUUAUCGAGCAAAGCUUCACAGAGAGAGUUGUGCACUCAUAUAGAGAGGACCCUGAUUUGCAGAAUUUCAUAGAUUUUGCACAGAGUGAUUUUCAUUGCUGCGGUCUCACAUCAGAUGGUUACAUGGACUGGUCAAAGAAUGAAUACUUCAACUGUACUUCCCCAUCUGUAGAAAAAUGUGGAGUUCCUUACUCAUGCUGUAUCAACCCUACGGAUAUAAGUUCAGGACUAGUGAACAUUAUGUGUGGGUAUGGGGUUCAAAACUAUCCGGUGGCAGAAGCGAGCAAGCGUGUAUGGACAAGUGGGUGUAUCGAAAUCGUUCGUCUAUGGGGCGAACGGCAUCUCUACACUAUAGCUUCCGUAGCCCUUGGGGUAGCAUUAUCACAACUAUUUGUUAUAUACCUCGCUAAGACCCUUGAGGGACAGAUUGAGUUGCAAAAAGCCAGUGACAGUCAAAUGACUGGGGUUAUAUUAACAAAUUAUCUUCAUCCAUGGUUCUUGUCCGAAUCUAGUGCGAAAAAUAACACAGUAAUUGUUACUUAA
Pieris macdunnoughi is the source of this 918-nucleotide messenger RNA. Lineage: Eukaryota; Metazoa; Arthropoda; Insecta; Lepidoptera; Pieridae. The record is from the annotation of a GenBank genome assembly.